AUGUCGAUCCACGCCGACAUCGCCGAGGAAAUCACUCUCGACGAACGAUUUAACGAGGUGUUUGAGCGGUGCCUCCAAACACCGCCACCGAAGCCGCCACCAACCAGGAUGCUGACACCCGAGGAGGUCCGGGCUGCAGUCCGGAAACGAGCCGCCGGACGCCCCGAGGAUGACCCGACCGUCCGACGACCGACCCGGCCGAGCAAGCCCGUGACACCACCGGCCCGCCGAGCGGUGCUCAUCCGAGCACCUCCAGCCACCGCCGCCAUCAGCCGCCACUACCGUACGGCAGGACCACCGCCGCCAAUGGCCCGGACAACACCACCCACCGGCCACCGCACACCGCUAACUGGGUCAGGCCACCGGAUAGCUAACCCACACGCUACCACGGUCCGGCAAUCCGACCACCAGCCCCUCCCAGCACUGGAAAUCUCGAGGCCAGCGCUCCAGGCAGCAGCCAUCACGGUCGACCCGCCGGCAACUACCCCCGGAACCGCACCGAGCCACACCGUCCAACCGAAGCAGCACCACCAGACCGCACCGACCACUACAGUCACAGUACCCGGGGGAGAGAUCCUGGAGAUCUCCUCCCACAUCAUCCGGGACGUCCGCCGCUACAGGGCCAAAGUCCCCAACGGACACUGGGUCCUGAG
Molecule: messenger RNA, 653 nt
Organism: Pseudomyrmex gracilis
Lineage: Eukaryota; Metazoa; Arthropoda; Insecta; Hymenoptera; Formicidae
Product: extensin-like
Exons: 1
Source: RefSeq, a predicted model, not a curated record